AUGACUCCACGACCGUCCCUGAUGCCGCCCGUCGAGGGCUCCUUCCUCUCGUCAGGCGCCUUUACCCCGUCGGGGCUCACACCCAACACACGCUCUGAAGCUGAAGCUGCCUUCACGUCCAACAGCACCGCGCAGACCGAUGCAGCAGCUCCUGACCCACGCUUGCUUCCGCUCAUGGGUGCUGGAGGCGGCAACGAACAGUCAGAUGAUGGCGUCGACGAGGCCCACAAAGCUUAUCGCCGACGCGGAAUCACUCGUACAAGCUCCACCAACUACGAGAACGCGUUGAAGAGGGCCAAGGAAGCUUCUGUAUCGUCGAAUAGGUCGGUCGAUUCAGUGAGCGAGGGCAUUGCUACUGGCCAAACGAUUGCGUCGCCUGCAUCGACUACUACGCCAUUCCCACCACCCGGUCAGGGAGUAGUACCGCUCAACUACGGCUCCUCACCCGUUGGUGUCGCCCAGGGUGACUCGGCCAAGAAGACACGCUCGCGAGGAUUGAGCCUUAGUGGGCUUGCUCAGCAACAGGGCUGGAAUGAGCAGGACUAUAAGCGCGUCUAUAGUACUGAUCUCAUGGAAGAGGACCCCAAGAAUGCAGCCGGCUAUGACUCAGGAUCGAACCCUCAGGCUGCGUAA
Messenger RNA from Pyrenophora tritici-repentis Pt-1C-BFP, 633 nucleotides. RefSeq lists its product as uncharacterized. NCBI's taxonomy places the organism in Eukaryota, Fungi, Ascomycota, Dothideomycetes, Pleosporales, Pleosporaceae. The record is from RefSeq and is a predicted model, not a curated record.